AUGACAAAGAGUGCCAUGCAUCUGCUAAAGGCGUCCCCGACAUUGAUCCUUAAGCCUCAGCGGGAGAAGAUCCAGCAGGGUCUUGCUCAUGUUGAGCUUCAAUAUUCUCUAGAUCCACAGCUGAUCCUCGAUUCUCUACGUACCUUGGUGAGCACCAGGAAAGACGUCCAGUCAGUCCUCAACCUAGCCGGUAUGGGCUACGCAAUCUACAAGUCUACCACGAUGGCGAAAGACAAGAAUGGAAACUUUGUCAAGAAGGUUUAUGUGAUCGACCAGCUCACCACCUGCGGUGACACCAUCAAGUCCUUGAUAGAUGGAUUCAGCACCCGCAAAGAUAACAGCAUCGCGGUGGAUGACCCCGGCGCUAUCAAAACACUCACCACAGCCGGAAAUAUCCAAAAGAUCCUCAAUGAGUUCAAGAAUGCCAUUCCAAAGAGCACCCUCGACAAGAUCAACAAAGAGCUAGAAGACUACAUGUCAACCGUGCAAUCUAGAAAUGCAGCCGUGGUGGAAUACAACUGUUGCAUUCAGUUUCUGGCUGAGUCACUCACAGCAGAAGAAUAUUUUACCAAACAAAUCAACAAUCUAGGCCAGCAGGGCCUCCAAAUCAACCAUCUCUCCCGGCUGUUGUUUUCUGGCUCCGCAAGCCGCGCCAUCCGAUACUGGGGCCUCCAGCGAAUCCCCAUCGCGUUUGAUCCCAUGCCAUUGCAGGACUUUGCUUUUCUAGCUGAUGCUCGGCUCAAACUUCGCAAGGUAUUCACAAAAUCACUGGAGCAGUACGCAGCGAAACUCACCAAGCCCGAGCUUGACACCUUGAAAGCAAAGCCCACCUCAUCAGACUCGGGCUAUACCACCUAUCUCCGUCUAAAUCCGGCUACCUAUACCGAAUUCGGAGACCGAAUAGACAUCCGGCUCAGCGAGGUCCGUCUCUGGAUGCUCGGCGUGAAUCUAGAUGCUGAUGUCACUGGACGCAAAAUACUCUCCGUCGAGCUUAUCCACACCGGCGAGGACAUCAUCCAGGAUACCCAUCGCAAGGACUUGAAAUUUUCCCAUGACCAGGUCACCAUCGGAUUCGAUUACGAUGUAUCCAAAGUGACGAACUUGAACGAAGCUCGUACGAAAAACGUCUUCAGCAAGCAGAAUAUCCAAAACGACCACUACAUUGGCGAUAAAGCGGGGAAAAACAGCAUUGCGGCGCUGGGUCCGUUUACCACGUGGAGACUGUCUGUUAAUACAGAUCGAACUAAUAAAGAGCUUGAUAUGAGUGGGGUCACCCGGGCGUUUUUGGAGUUCAGGUGGACCAGUCGGGCAUAUGUGAGAAACUGA
Penicillium concentricum is the source of this 1326-nucleotide messenger RNA. RefSeq lists its product as uncharacterized. Bases 1 to 1326 code for a protein of 441 amino acids. The record is from RefSeq and is a predicted model, not a curated record. NCBI's taxonomy places the organism in Eukaryota, Fungi, Ascomycota, Eurotiomycetes, Eurotiales, Aspergillaceae. The transcript is spliced from 3 exons.